Messenger RNA from Malaya genurostris, 1023 nucleotides. It is a transcript of the gene Dhrs4, whose product is annotated as dehydrogenase/reductase SDR family member 4. The record is from RefSeq and is a predicted model, not a curated record. The coding region runs from base 170 to 982 and encodes 270 amino acids. Gene Ontology annotation, molecular function: carbonyl reductase (NADPH) activity. NCBI's taxonomy places the organism in Eukaryota, Metazoa, Arthropoda, Insecta, Diptera, Culicidae. The transcript is spliced from 3 exons.
UAUUGCGAGCAACAAUGUUUAGCUUGUAUCAACCGAACUGACUUCAUACGCGAAAUGUUAUUUUUAUUUUGCAAAUCAUCAUUCCAAAUCUUUCGUAUCAGGCUAGUGUUAUCAGACGGUAACAAAAAAGCAUUAUCGCUACUAUUUAACUCGAGUUGAAGAAUUUAUAAUGCUAAAAGUGUUCGGAAUGAUGAGUGGUGCAAGAAACUUAUGCAGUAAAGCCGGUUCUCGUCUACAGGGGAAAGUUGCCGUUGUGACAGCUUCCACGGAUGGUAUCGGAUAUGCUAUAGCGGAACGACUGGGCCAGGAAGGAGCGAAGGUUGUUGUUAGCAGCCGUAAGGAUGCAAACGUCGCUAAGGCUGUGGAUCAGCUGACCAAGGCGGGACUAGAUGUGACCGGAAUUAAGUGUCAUGUCGCAAACAGUACCGAUCGGAAGGCACUGUUUGAAAAGGCAAUCGAAAAAUAUGGUGGAAUCGAUAUUCUUGUUUCCAACGCUGCGGUCAAUCCAGAGGUUGGCAAUGUUUUAGAUACUAGCGAGACGGCUUGGGACAAGAUUUUCGAAGUGAAUGUUAAAUGUUCGUAUUUGCUGGCGAAAGAAGUUCUUCCCUUUAUAAGACAACGCAAAGGCGGAAGCAUAAUAUUUGUGUCGUCUAUAGCCGGAUUUCAACCGUUCUCUCUGUUGGGAGCCUAUUCGGUAAGCAAAACCGCCUUAUUUGGGCUGACUAAAGCUGCUAGUCAGGAUUUAGCUAGCGAAAAUAUUCGAGUGAACUGUAUUGCACCAGGAAUCGUUAAGACGAAGUUUGCUGCUGCUUUACACGAGUCUGAUGCGGCCAAAGAAACAGCAUUGGCUCAAAUUCCGAUGGGACGAUUUGGUGACCCCAAAGACAUAUCUGGAGUUUGUGCUUUUCUGGUAUCAGACGAUGCCAGUUUCAUCACGGGGGAAACGAUCGUGGCUUCCGGCGGAAUGCCCUCAAGGCUGUAAUACCAAAAUAAAUAUAUAAAGGGUUGGUUUGAUAACAUAAA